AUGGAGCCUUCAUUAGAACUACCCAAAAGCUCGCAGACAGCUUCGGACGCUGAAUCUCGCGAAAAAUCCGGUACGACGUCAAAAAGCCCUGUCGACUCUUCGUCCCUAUCCGGAGAGGCAACGAAUGAAGUUUUACCUGACGGUGCCAUGAGAGAGAGAACAAUCCAUGGUUGGAAAUGGGCUGCCACUGCCGCCUCUCUAUAUAUUGGUGCCCUCAUCUAUGGUCUCGACAGUACUAUUGUGGCGGAUCUUCAGCCCGCAUUAAUUGACCAGUAUGAUGAGUUUGAGAGCCUUACUUGGGCUGGCACUGGGUUCCCCCUCGGUUCAUUCUGUUCGAUUCUGCCUGGGGCUGCAUUGUAUGCCAUUUUUGAUCUCAAGUACAUGUUCACUGGCAGUAUUAUCCUCUUCGAGGCAGCAUCAGCGCUUUGUGGAGCAGCCCCUACUAUGGAUGUUCUCAUUGUCGGGCGAGUGUUUGCUGGUAUGGGCGGCAAUGGCAUCUUUCUUGGAAUCCUAAAUUACUUCUCUCUGAUCACAACUGAUACGGAGCGCGGACGGUACAUUUCCGGCAUGGGCGUAGCAUGGGGAAUUGGUGCUGUCCUCGGUCCUGUCGUAGGAGGAGCCUUCGCCACCUCAUCAGCCACUUGGAGAUGGGCUUUCUACAUUAAUCUUGUUAUCGCGGCGGUUUGCGCUCCGGCGUACAUCUUCUGGCUCCCAAAAGUCAAGCCAGGCGGCGACCACCAGCGUUCACCAUUGACAAAGCUCCUCUCACUCGAUUGGGCAGGCUUCAUCUUGGCCACAGGGGCCAUGGUAUCUUUUACCAUGGUUUUAACUUUUGCAGGCCCUACUUGGCCCUGGAACGAUAAGCGCACCAUUGCCCUCUUUAUUGUGACAGGGAUACUGUUCAUCUUGACCUUUGUCCAACAAUACUUUCUACUCUUCACUACAGUAGCAAACCGGAUGGUGCCCCCAAAACAUGUUCUGCUUAACCCCACGCAGCUAGUUCUCUAUAUCAUGACGGCUGUUUCGGCUACAAACAUCUAUGUCCCGUUGUUUUACCUUCCCCUCUACUUUGCAUUUGCUAGGGGGGAUUCGACAAUGCAGGCUGCUGUCCGUCUGCUACCUUUCAUUGCCUUUCUAGCCUCGGGCACUAUGCUGUCAGGUUCCUUACUGCCCAAAAUUAAUUAUUACUGGGCUAUAUAUUUGGUAGGCGGCGUUCUCAUGACAGCCGGCAGUGUUGCAAUGUACACUGUAAACACCGACACCCUCCCACAAUAUGUCUAUGGAUACAGCAUACUUCUCGGCGCUGGCACUGGUUUUGUGUUCAACUUAGGUUUCUCCAUUGCAAGCAUCAAGAUGUUCCAGCAAACUGGGUCUGGACUUGACGUUCAGCGAGUCAGCUCGAUGCAGAAUCUCUCCCAGCUUGGGUGGCAACUUGUGAGCCUGCUUAUUGGAGGCCAAAUGAUGCAAGGACUCUCGUUCAGAAACCUUGCCAAGGUUCUGGAGGGCAUGGGGUUCAGCGAAAAGGAGAUUCGGAAGGCGGCUGCCGGAACCUCAAGCCAGCUGUUCGACUCAUUGGGUGCAUCCCUGCAGAAAGAGGCUGCCAAUGCCAUCACGGAUGUUAUCAGCAAGAUUUAUAUUCUUAGCAUCAUCUCGGGUGUUGCUGUAAUCGUUGCAGCGCUGUUCUUGCCUAAAGAAAAGCUAUUUCCAAAGUCCAAGGACUCCAAUGCCUCGACCUCGGUUUAA
Messenger RNA from Clonostachys rhizophaga, 1743 nucleotides. Lineage: Eukaryota; Fungi; Ascomycota; Sordariomycetes; Hypocreales; Bionectriaceae. The record is from the annotation of a GenBank genome assembly.